AUGUCGGUAUUCCACGAUGAGGUAGAGAUCGAGGACUUUGAGUUCGAUGAGGAAAAGGGUGUUUACCACUUCCCCUGUCCUUGCGGCGAUCGAUUUGAGAUAUCAAAGUGAGUUUGUUCGAUUUUUCUUUGAAUUUUAGAUAUGAUUGGGGGAAUUACCUCUUUGUUUCGCUUCAGGGAGCAGUUAGAAGCCGGUGAAGAUGUGGCCACUUGUCCCAGCUGUUCGCUAUUGGUCCGAGUGAUAUACGACAUGGAAAUGUUUGUUCAGAUGGAGACAAUAUCCACCGGAACACCGGUGACCGCUUAA
Messenger RNA from Bursaphelenchus xylophilus (pine wood nematode), 306 nucleotides. Lineage: Eukaryota; Metazoa; Nematoda; Chromadorea; Rhabditida; Aphelenchoididae. The record is from the annotation of a GenBank genome assembly.